GGGCGUGUCCCGUAUCGCUGCCCUGCUUUUAAACAAACCCAGGCGACAUGUUAGCGUGGAGUGCAUGGUGGCAACCAUCACUCUUUGUGCUAUUUACGGCCAUCCAUUGCUUAAUUGCAUGGGAUGUGCAACCCAACGUCCCGAUGAGCCGCGAAAUUUCAAAGCUGGUCUCUAACGGGCGAUACCGAGAAGCCCUCUCGUUCUACGCCCGAAUCCACGCCGCUUCCAUCCAACCCGAUAGCUUUACCUUCCCCCUCCUCCUCAAAUCAUGCGGGAACCUCCAAUCGAUCCCACAAGCCCGACAACUCCACGCCCGCAUCGUAAGAUCCGGCUUCCAGACCGAUGUCUACACGGCCACCGCUCUUACGGGUGCCUACAUGAAGCUCCGGCUACUGCAAGAUGCCCUCAAAGUGUUCGACGGAAUUCCCAACCCAACCCUCCCUUCUUUUAAUGCCAUCAUCUCUGGCUUCUCCCAACGUGGGCAUUUCGAGGAAUCUCUGCGCGCCUUCGAACGCCUUAGGAUGGAAGGGUUCCGCCCGAAUUCUGUUACCAUUGCGAGUGUGCUGCCUGCCUGUGGAACGCUAGUGCAAGGAAAGCAGCUGCAUGGCCUUUCAAUAAAAAUGGGGCAUGAAUCGGAUGGCUAUGUUGCGACGGCGCUCCUGACCAUGUACUCAAAUUGUGCAGAAUUAGGUCUGGCUCGAAGGGUCUUUCAGUUGAUUGAUGAAAAGAAUAUAGUCAGCUACAAUGCAAUGAUUUCGGGAUUUCUACAAAAUGGGGCCUUUUUCUUGGCUUUGAAUUUGUUUAGGGAAUUGACAACUUUGCAUGGGCGACAGAUCAAUGCGUCGACGUUGCUUUGUAUUCUCUCUGUGUGCUCAAAACUAUUGGCUUUGCUGCUAGGUAAACAGAUACACUGUUAUUACUUGAAAUGUGAAGUGGGUGACGAUGUCAAGAUAGAAACAGCUCUGCUUGGCAUGUAUUGCAAAUGCAGGGCAGUGGAAUUGGCUUGUCGGGUAUUUACAAAAAUCAAAGACAGGAAUUUGGUAACAUGGAACAUGAUGAUUUCAGGGUUGCUAUCCAAUGGAUUCCCUGAAAUUGCCAUAAAGUUGUUCCACCGGUUGAGAUCAGAAGGUUUGAGGCCUGAUAUGGCUACAUGGAAUGUGCUGAUUUGUGGGUUUUCACAACAGGGUAAUGUGGCUGAAGCAUAUAGGUUCUUCACUCAGAUGCAAUUAGAGGGAGUUGUGCAUCCAAGUUUAGAGUCCAUAACAAGUCUUCUGCAGGCUUGUUCAUCCAUUUCAGGUCUCCAACAUGGCAAAGAGAUCCACUGCCAUGUAAUUAGAACUCGAGCAGAUUAUGGAGAUGAAUAUUUCCAAACAGCCCUGAUAGAUUUGUACAUGAAAUGUGGAUGUUCUCUUCAUGCUCGUAGGAUAUUUGAUAGUAAUGAAAGAAAAUCAGGUGAUCCAGCAUUAUGGAAUGCGAUGAUUUCUGGAUAUGGAAAGAAUGGAGACACUAACUUAGCAUUUGAAAUUUUCCAAGCAAUGAUAGAGCAAAAGGUGGAGCCCAGUUCAGCUACUUUUCUAGGCAUUCUUUCAGUUUGUAGUCAUACUGGUCAGGUGGAGAAAGGGUGGGAAUUAUUUAGGAUGAUGAGUAGAGAUCAUGGUAUUAAUCCAACUGCCAAGCAUUUUGGUUGCAUGGUCGAUCUAUUGAGUCGAGCUGGAAAGCUGGCUGAAGCCUGGAAUCUGAUACAAGAGAUUCCUGAGCCUUCAGCUUCUGUAUAUUCUUCUUUACUUGGUGCUUGUGGGUGUUAUUCUGAUGCUGCACUAGCUACAGUGAUGGCUGACAGGCUUUCUGAGUUGGAGCCUAGAAGUCCAACUCCUUUGGUGAUAUUAUCCAAUAUAUAUGCAGGGCAGGAAAGAUGGAAUGAUGUGGAAAAAUUAAGAAACAUGAUGUUAGAUAGGGUACUGUACAAAGCUCCUGGUUGCAGCUGGAUUGGAGCACAGGAGUUGCAACUCACCUAGUAGUAAGCAGUUCCAGUACACUUAUUUCUGCGACAUUAUGGACACUGGGGUCACCUAACCUCAUGUUUGAGAGAGAGAGGCAUGCACCUUAUAUGUCCUCAAAUACAAGGUGGAAACGAUCAAAACUUGCUUUUAAUACCGAGACCAUCUCUAAGAUCUCUUGCUCUCUAGCUCCUAGAGCUGAUUGGAAGCGGUCACCGAGUAUUUUGAGUAGCUCCACUACCUAGAAGUUAUAUGCUCUUCCUUAGGAUAUAUGCACUGAUGCUUGUGACCAACAAUACAUUCAAUCAAAUGUCAUACAACUGCGGGAUUAUAAUCCAGGAAAGGUGCUAUGUCCGUUUAGUAUUAUUAUUACUUCUUUUUAUGUAUUAUCGAUCUAGCAGCGUUGUAGAUACAACAAAAGAACCACAAAAAAAA
Molecule: messenger RNA, 2432 nt
Organism: Elaeis guineensis (African oil palm)
Lineage: Eukaryota; Viridiplantae; Streptophyta; Magnoliopsida; Arecales; Arecaceae
Product: pentatricopeptide repeat-containing protein At2g02750
Biological process (GO): RNA modification
Molecular function (GO): RNA binding; protein binding
Source: RefSeq, a predicted model, not a curated record